This is a messenger RNA of Macrobrachium nipponense, 3035 nucleotides long. Its product is annotated as neuronal acetylcholine receptor subunit alpha-7-like. Gene Ontology annotation, molecular function: excitatory extracellular ligand-gated monoatomic ion channel activity; transmitter-gated monoatomic ion channel activity involved in regulation of postsynaptic membrane potential; transmembrane signaling receptor activity. NCBI's taxonomy places the organism in Eukaryota, Metazoa, Arthropoda, Malacostraca, Decapoda, Palaemonidae. Gene Ontology annotation, cellular component: synapse; neuron projection; plasma membrane. The transcript has 10 exons. The coding region runs from base 222 to 1508 and encodes 428 amino acids. The record is from RefSeq and is a predicted model, not a curated record. Gene Ontology annotation, biological process: regulation of membrane potential; chemical synaptic transmission; signal transduction.
GGUGGGGGUCCGUUCACUCAGCGAAGCGUAAUUGUUGCAAUACCAGAAGUGCUGUGCAAGUGCCAUAUAACUAACAGUGUUGACGUCAUCACGAGUAGUGUAGAUUAGAAAGCGAGGAAACGAAGUUUGGUGAAUUUAUUUGACCAAAAACGCAACUGCCUUUCAAUAAAUAAAUGGAAAAUAAAAUUGAAUAAUAAAACAUUGCUGGAAGUGGAAGGAAAAUGUUCUUGAAACUGGUUAUUUUCAUCUGCGCUUUUGUUCUGCGACUUCUCGUCGUCGACGGAUACCUGCUACAAGAUUACAUCAUGAAGGAGCAGGAGGUAAGAAACUCUAUCAUGAGGAACUAUGACAAGACAACCAUGCCCGCCAAGUUGACUACAGUUAGACUCAGAAGGAUUACUAUCAAACACUUCGAUAUGGAUGAAAUCAGCCAUACGCUCGCUGUUGAUGCAUGGUUUAUUUAUGAAUGGACGGAUCCCCGCUUGAAAUUCCAGCCUACGCUUGAUGUCCUAAAACUGUCAAUGUCCCCUAAUGAUAUCUGGAUGCCGGACCUGAAGCUCUACAACGACGCUCAUCCAGGAGCCGUUACCUUAUUCGACGAUACCUUGACCCUGGUUUACCCUGACGGGAGAGUCCUUCAUGCUCCACCCGCGAGACUCCACACGACCUGCGUCGCUGACCUAACCCUGUGGCCUCACGACCAGCACAAUUGCUCCAUCGUCCUUGGGUCAUGGGUACAUCACGGCCACACCAUAGAUCUUCGCUUGCUGGAGAACAAACCAAAGGUUGAUCUGAGUCAGCAGCAGACUCCUGGAGGGAGAAACAUAUCACGUGGAGAAUGGGAAUUGGUGAUGACCUCUUUGAUCAGGAUGGAAAACAGCUAUGAAUGCUGCCCUGAGCCCUACGUCUCCGUCUGGCUGACCCUUGUGGUAGUACGUGAUGCCCCUGCCUUUAACUGGACUGUCAAGGUCCCCGUCGUAGGUUUGAGCAUCCUCUCCAUUCUCUUGUUCCUCCUGCCACCUGCUGCAGGAGAAAAGCUAAUCCUUGGAGGUCUUUGUUUACUCAUGGACCUAGUGUACAUCGAGACGGUCACGACCACGGUUGCUCACUCGCCCUCGCAUACACCUCUUAUAAUUCAGCUAGUGUGCCAACAGUUCGUCCUGGUGCUGAUAAGUGUGAUCAUAGGAUGCAUAGUCUACAGGAUGGUGCAUGAACCCCAUAUCGGUGGAUUACCCACAAUCCUUCAUCGGCCUCUAUCCAAGAUGGCAACUCUACUUUGUCUGAAAGGCUAUAACAAUCUUGUCUCCGGUUUCCGACGGACUCUCCCACGCUCCCUGAAAUCCGAGGAACUGGAAUUAGGGAAUGGGAAUGUCAUUCCACACAGCGUCAAUGAUUCCAUGAUCAGGAACGAGUGGUUAUUCCUCGGGGCCCUCAUCGAUCGCAUUUGCUUGAUUUUGUGUUUUACGAUCUGCCUCUUGAACUUCAUUCGCUUUCACAGUGUGCUUUAGCUUAUGCGCCUUUCUCUGUUUGUUUGUUUUUUUUUUUCUUGAGGGCAUGAGUCUUUUAGAUUGUGCUUUCAUAUCUUCCAAGCGCGCAAUUAUUUCUUCGUAAAAGAUAGCUGGGUUGCUGGUAUAAUCUGGCUUUAUGCAAGUGUGUAUCCCUGCAGUGUCAUUGGCGGAGAGUGGGGCUCAGGAGUGAGUUGCUGAUGACAAUAUGUUCAUGUGAACAGGAGAACUGUUGUGGAUCUCUGGGCUUGACCUACAAACCAAGACCGGAUGUGAAUGUAGAAGCUGUAUUAUGUACACGAAUUAAAUUGCUUUUUGCUUGAAUAUAUGAUGCAUAAUGUUCACCAAUACGUACGUAUGGAGGUUUCGUCACCCACGAUAGUUUUUCCUGUUUAUUUCUGUUUUUCUGCUCGUCAACAAAAUGACUCAAAACAGAAAUGAACCAGUCAAAUGAACUUGUUUGGAAAGGUGGUCUAGUCUUCAAGGAAGGGAGGGUUACAAUCUGAGAUGACCCUGGAUUCGGAAACAGAUCAGGGAUUGUUUGUUGUAACUAGAGAUAGCAUUUUCUAAACACUGGUAUACUCGUCUAAUUUCUCAAUAAAAAAAAAAGAUAGUCAGCCAUGCAGUAUAUGACAGUAUUUUCAAGUAUUUUCAGCUGUGCAGAAUAAAUGUCACCUUUCACAUUAUAUUUUCCAAUCUAUGCGAUUAAGCGGAUCCGCUUGAUAACAAUAGGCAAUACGUUCAUAGGAGUUGUGAUUGACGGAAGUAUGCUCUCUCCUGCUAGGUGUAAGGAAGUAUAUUUUUGGUCAGGCGUCAAAACUAUUCGUGGGUGAACGAAACUUUAUGACUUUGGAGGAUGCAGUGGUUUGUCUUUAAGGGCAUGCGUCCACACAAGCAAUCAUUUGUAGUCAUUCAAUGUAACGACUACUUUGUCUGUGAAAUAUUGCUUUGAUUUGCUUUGUGUACUGUUUUCUUGUUAGUUGAUUUCCCUCUCUUGGUCUCUGAUUACUGUAUCGUUAUUUUCAAUUGUAAGUUUUUAGAUAAAACAUUCAUUAUUGAAAACAAAGCUAGUUGAUGUUCAUUGCAAUAUUGUUUCAUGAAAUAUGAUAACAACUGAAUAUUAAUCACGAUCUCUUACAGAGGUGUUAUUCAAGUGUUAUUCUAGAAAUAUUCUUUCCAUACUUUUCAAAAUAUUUUGUUAUUUAAGAAUCAUUUUUGGUUUGUUUGUUUGUUUUAUGAAUUGUUCACAUGUUGUUAUACUUUACCGAAAUUUUUAAAUUAACUAUUUUGUUAUGCGAAGUGAAGCCAUCAUUUAUAUUGAAGUUCCUAAUCCAAGAAUUAUAUUGUGCUUAUUAUCCUCAAGUGAAUAAGCUCAUUUCUCUGCUACUCCGAGAUUCUUAGGAGUUAAUCCUAGAUAAAAUCUUGAUGCAUGCGAGAAAGAUUUUUAUUACAUUCCUAUUGUAAGGCUUUAAGAAUGAUUUCUUAUAUUGUGAAUUUUAUUCUGCAAUAAAAAAUUAUCCAUAAAGCUUU